Molecule: messenger RNA, 953 nt
Organism: Hyposmocoma kahamanoa
Lineage: Eukaryota; Metazoa; Arthropoda; Insecta; Lepidoptera; Cosmopterigidae
Product: low-density lipoprotein receptor-related protein 6-like
Exons: 3
Coding region: 1-528 (175 amino acids)
Source: RefSeq, a predicted model, not a curated record
AUGUCUGUGAUUUUGCUCAAUUGCGACAAAAGUCGGGCGCGAUCUAACCCAGAGACGUCGCAGGUGGUGAGCGGCAGCCGCCAGUCCAACGCGUUCGUGGUGUGCGGGGCGAUCGUGGGCUGCUGCUGCGGCGCGGCGGGCGCGUGGACGGCGCUGCGGCGCUGGCGCCGGGGGGCGCGGGGCCGCCGCGUGCCGCACUCGCUGCCCAUCGCCAUCCCGCUCACCAAGUCGCAUGCGGACAUUGCCGACGACCGCCCCUCCUCCGGCACUCUGGCAACGGACAGCCUUUGCUCCCGCUACGAGCGCUACCCGCGGCCCACGGCCAACCCGCCGCCCAGUCCGGCCACGGCGGGCGGCGGCGGGUCGCUGAGCCUGUCCCGCCGCCGGCCGUACCGGCACUACCGCGCCAGCAACCGCCCGCCGCCGCCCACGCCCGCCUCCACAGACGCCUGCGAGUCCGAGCCCGAGCCCGGGGCGCCGCCGCCCUCGCCCGCGCCCGACGCCGACCCGGCGCUGCUGCCCUUCUGACUCCUAAAUACUAACCACGUGCCAUAACUUAACUGACCUGAUUUCCUAUUUUCAGCAAGCAACAUCAAACUUCACAAAUACGUAAACGUUGGAACAGGUGAAAUUCAUGCUGAUUGUUCUUGAACUAAUCUAUUAUCUCUUUACGUGCUAAAUCUGACGGUGACGAAAUCGUUAACGUCACAUCACGACUACCAUGGACCAAUGACUCUAGAGGACUGCUAAUCUCCAUGCCACAGAUCGUAACUCUGAAAAAGGUCUAAAUCCCGGCUUGUAUCUAGAUGGCGCCGAUAGCGUAGAAGUAGUUUAUGUUAUGUAAUUGACCGUGGAUAUCAAUUAAUUCCUUGAUUAACAUUUUUUUAUAUAUAAAAUCAAGUGACGGGACGAACAAGUCGUGCGCCUGAUGGUAAGCUACACGCCUGUCCAUA